Molecule: messenger RNA, 597 nt
Organism: Fusarium sp. VM40
Lineage: Eukaryota; Fungi; Ascomycota; Sordariomycetes; Hypocreales; Nectriaceae
Source: the annotation of a GenBank genome assembly
AUGGAGAUUCUAUCUUACCUUGCUGGCGACUUGCCUUUCGAUGAGGGAUCCCCCUGGAAUAGGCACAGUAUGCAGAAGACCACUGAGGGUCUACGAGAUGUUUUAGGACGCUCCUACUUCAGUCGCAUAUGGGUUGUGCAAGAAGCAGCACUCGCAUCUUGCGUUAAAGUUCAAGUGGGAGACCUUUUUAUUACAUGGGAAAGAGAGAAGAGUGCGCGCCUGUUCCUGGCCAGGAUCAAGCUUCUCGAAGUCUCGCCCAGCUGGCGAUCAACUGGAGGCAGCAAAGUCGAUAUGCGGCCCAUAAGGGAACUUCUGGAACAAUCUAUUCUACAGAUAGACCGGCAAGUCGGUCGAGUUCAGAACGCUACACUCCUAGACGCUGUACACAGCAUGAGAUUCCGGGAGUUUACUAACCCAAUGGAUAGUAUUUAUGGCAUUAUGGGUCUUGUAUCGCCUGCUGAGGUUGCUGGUCUUGUCCCAGACUACAGCCAGUCAUGGGAGGAGACAUAUAACCAGUUUUAUGAGCAUGCAUUGAGAAAUGUACUGAAGAAUCCAGAGGAAAAGUGGGAAGUUAAAAGUGAUUCUCUUACGGCAUAA